This is a messenger RNA of Aspergillus ibericus CBS 121593, 4011 nucleotides long. RefSeq names its product DDB1/RSE1 family protein. The coding region runs from base 257 to 3652 and encodes 1131 amino acids. Gene Ontology annotation, biological process: mRNA splicing, via spliceosome. The record is from RefSeq and is a predicted model, not a curated record. The transcript is spliced from 3 exons. Gene Ontology annotation, molecular function: U2 snRNA binding; protein binding. Lineage: Eukaryota; Fungi; Ascomycota; Eurotiomycetes; Eurotiales; Aspergillaceae. Gene Ontology annotation, cellular component: nucleus; U2 snRNP.
GAUCCGACGCAGGGCAAGGUCACUCCGCUCUUCUCCCAAGAUGUCUUUGGCAUCAUCCGCUCCCUGGCUGCCUUCAGACUGGCCGGUAGCAAUAAAGGUAUGUGAUGGUUCCCUGUCUGGACGUUCGAGAUCAUCAUAGUGAUUCUUCAAGCUUCCCGGGCAGCACGAUCCUUUGCCGAUUCGUCCCCUCUUGAUGGGACGUGCCCCCGGGCGGCGAGGUUGACACUGGGUCUUGGUGGUUGAACUGUGCUGAGAGAUGCCUUUAGACUACAUCAUCAUUGGCUCAGACUCAGGUCGCAUCACCAUCAUCGAGUAUGUGCCCUCACAGAACCGGUUCAACCGGAUUCACCUCGAGACCUUUGGCAAGUCUGGCGUGCGCCGCGUGGUCCCAGGCCAAUAUCUGGCUGUCGACCCUAAGGGCCGUGCGUGCAUCAUCGCUUCUGUGGAGAAGAACAAGCUUGUCUACGUUCUGAAUCGGAACUCGCAGGCCGAGCUGACGAUCUCAUCCCCGCUUGAAGCCCACAAGCCGCAGACCCUGGUCUUUGCCAUGACCGCGCUAGAUGUUGGGUAUGAAAACCCGAUCUUCGCAGCGCUUGAGGUAGACUACUCCGAGUCCGAUCAGGAUCCGACGGGUCAAGCAUUUGAGGAGCUUGAGAAGCACAUUGUGUAUUAUGAGUUGGACCUUGGUCUCAAUCACGUUGUCCGAAAGUGGUCUGACCCAGUGGACCGCACGGCGUCGAUGCUUUUCCAAGUCCCUGGAGGUGCGGAUGGUCCCAGUGGUGUAUUGGUGUGCGCCGAGGAUAGCGUCACCUAUCGUCACUCCAACCAAGAUGCCUUCCGUGUGCCGAUUCCUCGCCGUAGUGGCGCCACUGAGAACCCCGAGCGUAAGCGCUGCAUCACUGCUGGAGUAAUGCACAAGAUGAGGGGUGCCUUCUUCUUUCUCCUGCAGACCGAAGACGGUGAUCUCUUCAAGCUCACCAUUGACAUGGUUGAGGACGACAACGGUCAGCUGACUGGUGAAGUCAAGCGUCUCAAAAUCAAGUAUUUCGAUACCGUUCCGUUGGCAUCCAGCUUGUUGAUUCUCAAGAGCGGUUUCCUAUACGUUGCCAGUGAGGCUGGUAACCAUCACUUCUACCAGUUUGAGAAGCUCGGUGACGAUGACGAGGAGAUUGAGUUCACCAGCGAGUCGUACUCCGCGGAUCCCUCGAUCCCUUGUGAGCCCAUCUAUUUCCGACCCAGAGGCGCAGAGAACCUCAACCUCGUCGAGACGAUCAACUCCCUCAAUCCGUUGAUUGACAGCAAGAUCCUGAAUAUCUCCGAGGAUGAUGCGCCUCAAAUCUACACCAUCUCUGGCGCUGGCGCUCGGAGCAGUUUCAGGACGCUCAAGCAUGGCCUAGAGGUGUCGGAAAUUGUUGAAUCUGAGCUUCCGAGUGUGCCCUCCAACGUUUGGACCACGAAGCUCACCAGAUCCGACGAGUUCGACGCCUACAUCAUCCUUUCCUUUGCCAACGGCACCCUUGUCCUCAGCAUCGGUGAGACGGUGGAGGAAGUUACGGACACUGGCUUCCUUUCCACUGCGCCAACGCUGGCCGUCCAGCAGCUGGGCGAGGACUCGCUGAUUCAAAUCCAUCCUCGGGGUAUCCGUCACAUCCUUGCGGAUCGACGAGUCAAUGAGUGGCCUGCUCCUCAGCAUCGGUCGAUUGUGGCUGCCGCAACCAACGAGCGUCAGGUCGCCGUCGCUUUGAGCUCCGGUGAAAUCGUCUACUUCGAGAUGGAUUCGGAUGGUUCUCUGGCUGAGUAUGACGAGCGGCGUCAGAUGUCGGGCACUGUGACCUGUCUGAGUCUAGGCGAGGUUCCCGAAGGUCGAGUUCGCAGUUCCUUCCUGGCUGUCGGGUGUGAUGACUCGACGGUUCGCAUUCUCAGCUUGGAUCCAGACUCGACCCUCGAAAACAAGUCUGUUCAGGCCCUGACAGCUGCUCCUUCAGCCCUGAACAUCAUGUCGAUGGCCGAUUCCAGUUCCGGUGGAACGACCUUGUAUCUGCACAUCGGUCUGUAUUCAGGUGUUUACCUCCGAACCGUGCUGGAUGAGGUUACGGGUGAGCUGUCAGAUACCCGCACGCGCUUCCUAGGAUCGAAGCCUGUGAAGCUCUUCCAGGUCUCGGUCAAGGGACAGACGGCUGUGCUUGCUCUGAGCUCGCGUCCUUGGCUGGGUUAUUCGGAUGUACAAACCAAGGGCUUCAUGCUGACGCCCCUGGAUUAUGUCGGCCUUGAAUGGGGCUGGAACUUCUCCAGUGAGCAGUGUGUGGAGGGUAUGGUCGGUAUUCAGGGUCAAAACUUACGGAUCUUCUCUAUCGAAAAGCUUGAUAACAAUAUGUUGCAACAGUCGAUUCCUCUGUCAUAUACCCCGCGCCGCUUCUUGAAGCACCCUGAGCAGCCAUACUUCUACGUCAUCGAGUCGGACAACAAUGUCUUGUCUCCGUCCACUCGGGCGAAAUUGCUUGAAGACUCCAAGUCCCGCGGCGGUGAUGAGACCAUCCUCCCGCCAGAGGACUUUGGAUACCCCCGUGCCACCGGUCAUUGGGCUUCUUGCAUUCAAGUGGUUGAUCCCUUGGAUGCGAAGGCUGUCAUUCACACUAUCGAGCUUGAAGAGAACGAAGCGGCGGUCAGCGUCGCAGCGGUCCCGUUCACCAGCCAAGAUGACGAGACUUUCCUGGUGGUUGGAACCGCAAAAGACCUGAGUGUGAACCCGCCCUCUUCCGCUGGUGGUUACAUUCACAUCUACCGUUUCCAAGAAGAUGGUAGAGAACUUGAAUUUAUCCACAAGACCAAGGUUGAGGAACCUCCUCUUGCCCUGUUGGGAUUCCAAGGCCGCCUGGCUGUCGGCGUCGGAUCGUUGCUUCGAAUCUAUGACCUUGGUAUGAAGCAGCUCCUCCGUAAGUGCCAGGCGCCGGUGGUGCCUAAGACUAUUGUUGGUCUCCAGACCCAGGGCUCUCGAAUCAUCGUCAGUGAUGUCCGGGAAAGUGUCACCUAUGUUGUGUACAAGUAUCAAGAGAAUGUCUUGAUUCCGUUUGUGGAUGACUCGGUGUCUCGUUGGACAACCGCAACUACCAUGGUCGAUUACGAGACUACUGCCGGUGGUGACAAGUUCGGAAAUCUCUGGCUGCUGCGUUGCCCCAAGAAGACGUCUGAAGAGGCGGACGAGGAUGGGUCAGGUGCCCAUCUGAUCCAUGAACGCGGUUAUCUUCAAGGAACCCCUAACCGGCUCGAGCUGAUGAUCCACGUGUAUACCCAGGACAUCCCCACGAGCUUGACCAAGACCCAACUCGUGGCUGGUGGUCGGGACAUUCUCGUCUGGACUGGUUUCCAGGGUACGAUCGGUAUGCUGGUGCCGUUCAUCAGCCGAGAGGAUGUGGACUUCUUCCAGAACUUGGAGAUGCAGUUGGCUGCACAGCACCCUCCUCUCGCUGGACGGGACCACCUGAUCUACCGGAGCUACUACGCACCGGUCAAGGGUGUCAUUGACGGAGAUUUGUGCGAGAUGUACUUUUUAUUGCCUAAUGAUACGAAGAUGAUGAUCGCAGCGGAACUGGACCGUUCAGUCCGGGAAAUCGAGCGGAAGAUUUCGGACAUGCGGACCCGGGUGGCGUAUUGAUUUGAAUGGAUUCGGCGCUUAUCAGGACUAAUGCUGUAUGCGGGUUUCAGAUACCCCAUAGUUGAUUUGCAAACAUGUACAUGUAUCCAAUACCAGAUGACUGAUGGUAUCCGUGGUUGGUGUUCAACGUAGGUGGUAAUGCAAGUCUCUUGCCUCGCUCGAUCUCCCGCUCCCCUCGGUUGAUCUUGAGCUGGAUGCAGCUGUACCAGGUACAGAUUGUACGAGACGAGAAGAAGGCUAUGCCUGCGACGAUCUUUGAGUACGAUUUUAUCCGCAUGCCACGGAUAUGAUCGUAAUUUAUCCGUCGGGACAUGACGUAUUUAUACAACCAAUGCUCUGUCACUCUUCAUGAAUGCAAA